Molecule: messenger RNA, 260 nt
Organism: Acanthoscelides obtectus
Lineage: Eukaryota; Metazoa; Arthropoda; Insecta; Coleoptera; Chrysomelidae
Source: the annotation of a GenBank genome assembly
UCUUGCAAAAAAUGCUAGAUUGGCUAGAAGAGUGGAAUGAUCCAGCAAAAUUUUCAAAAAUACUAACUAGUCAGACUUAUACUGCACUACAUAGUACAGUAUCUGGCUUAUUGGAAUUAGUAAGUUUCAAACCGACUCAUUGGAAAAUAGAUUUGGUAAGUAUCGGCAACUGGAAGGGGGUCAACAUAAUAUAUCAAUUCGUCAAUUAUAUGAAUCUGAAAAAGAGUUACGAACUCAAAGCCUGAUGCCAUUGAAGUCUC